CGGGUAUAUAGUGUCCAAGGCCCAGGAGCGGUAUAGCAAGUGGGCGUUGUGCUGCAGAAGGCUGAACCAAGAUGGGCGUGAGUGUUCGGGUGGGUAAGGGCCCAGCACCACCAGGAUGAAGUAUGUGUACAGCAACAGACCCUCCAAGGUGAUACACGUACAGGAGAGCCUGGCUGAGGUGUUUCGCUGCUUCAUCUGCAUGGAGAAGCUUCAGGAUGCCCACCUGUGCCCACACUGCUCCAAGUUGUGCUGUUACCUCUGUAUUCGACGCUGGCUGACGGAACAGCGGCCCCAGUGUCCGCACUGCCGGGCCAACCUGCACCUACACGAGCUGGUCAACUGCCGCUGGGUGGAGGAAGUCACCCAGCAGUUAGACACACUACAGCAGGCGGGGGUCAGACCUCCACCUCCUGACACAGAUAAAGACAAAUGUGAACGCCACCAGGAAAAAUUAAGCGUGUAUUGCUGGACGUGUGGGAAAUGCAUCUGUCACCAGUGUGCGCUGUGGGGUGGCACGCACUCAGGCCACACCUUCAAGCCCUUGGAGGAGGUGUAUGAACAACACAUAACACAAAUCAGAGAGGAAGUGCUCCAGCUAAGACGGAGACUGCACGAGCUGGUCUCUCUGGUGCAGGAAGUGGAGAGAAACGUGGAGUCUGUUCGAGCCGCAAAGGACGAGAGAGUACGGGAAAUUCGCAAUGCUGUAGAAUUGAUGAUCGCUCGACUUGACUCCCAGCUCAAGUCGAAGUUGCUCACACUAAUGGGUCAAAAAAACUCCUUAACGCAGGAAACGGAGCAGCUGGAAUCUCUGUUGCAGGAGAUUGAACAUCAGCUGCACACCUGUUCCAAAUCUGAAUUGAUCCAGCGCUCUCCAGACCUCCAUUCCAUGAUCGCCCCGGUAAAUAAAAAACCUAUGGCCUCCUUCGUCACCGCCCCCGUACCUGCAGACUUCCAAAGUGAAAUAGUACCACAGUAUGACAGCAGUACCUUCGUCAUGAACAAUUUCUCCCAGCUGCAACACAAGGCCGACCCCGUGUACUCCCCUCCCCUCCACGUCAACGGCCUCUCCUGGAGACUAAAGGUUUAUCCCGACGGUAAUGGUGUCGUCAGGGGUAACUAUCUGUCGGUAUUCCUGGAACUUAGUGCUGGUCUGCCUGAAACUUCGAAAUACGAGUACAGAGUGGAAAUGAUUCACCAGGGAUCAAGAGACGCCAGUAAAAAUAUCGUUCGAGAGUUUGCCUCGGACUUUGAAGUAGGAGAGUGUUGGGGCUACAAUAGAUUCUUUCGUCUCGACCUCCUCGCCAACGAAGGUUACCUCAACACAGAAACAGACACGCUAAUACUCCGGUUCCAGGUGAGGCCGCCAACGUUCUUCCAGAAGUGUCGGGACCAACUGUGGUAUAUUCACCAGCUUCAGACACUUCAAGCCCAGUAUAUCCAGCAAAUAAAUAACUUAAAGGAGAGAAUAGCGAUUGAGCUCUCCCGGAAUUCGGUGUCCAGCAGCAAGAACGUCAGCAACUCUGCCGGCUUUCCUCGUGUGGAGAGACCCCAGUCGUCCUCCCCUAAGCCAAAUCCUGUAAAUUCUCACCCACACCACCCUCAUCCUCUACCGCAGACUAAGCCUCAGCGGAACCACCACGUCAACAAAAGCGUCGAGCCGGUGGAACUAGAAGCGGAAAGACAGUCGACCAGUUCUUCGGAUACUGAAGAUCUAAGUGAAGGUGAGUUGAAUGACCAAGAAGAAGGACCUGACCACAGCAUUGCCACGGCCGAAUACGCCAGCAACGACGAAAACGACGUUGACGACGAGACAAUGAGCGGAGACAACGACGUGGAGCACUCGGCCGCCUCCUCCCUCCUGGCCAGCCUCCACGAAGCCUCCGCCCUACACGAGGGACCGCUCCUCAGCCACAGCGGAUCUCACAGCUCCAGCUUUCUGUCCGACUUGGACUCGCUCACGGAACAGUUAGGAGCCGUCGGAAGCAUUCAGCCAGAUCUAAGUUCUCCCCAAGGUGAUGAAAUGAUGCUGCUUCACCUAUUAGAGAUGCAGGGACGGGGAGCACCAGAUCACCGCAGACCCUGGAGUAAACCCGGCCUGGGGGGCAUAAGUUCAAGACACAAGUCAAAUCGGAUGGUUCGCAAGCCACUUCUUCCCAUUGCCUCGAGUGUGUUGGACACCUUACAGCUGGACAUGGCAACACUGCUGCAGUCUAACUUACCGUCACACAAUGGCAUAUCGUCACUGCAGGCACACACUGGUAUCCCUGACCACGACCGUCCUGUUAGUCACCUACAACAUCCACACCCUUUAAAUAGUUCCAGUCCUCCUUUAAAGACUCAGCAACCUUGUGGAGCUGAGCUUAUGUCAUCAUGGCUUAUCCGACCCUCGUCCGUGCGACCAUCGUUAGACUCCACCUUGUAUACGGCCUACAGUCCUAAAGUGUUACACCAAGUUAGCUGUAAUGGGAGAUUUGCAGGAGACUUUUGUGAUUUCGCAGGUGGGUACCGGCCGCCACUAGCCCCACGGCCUUCACUCUAUGGUCACCACUUGACGGAUGAUGCCAAGAAAGAGGCGCAUUCUGCCGCCAAUGUUGCCGAUAAGGAUUUGAGUGAGUCAUCUAUGUGUGACCUGUCAUUGGAUCCUGUGUCACUGUCUGAUAUGACUCUCGAGGAGGGACCCUUGUCUGGAGCCGAAGAACCAGAGUCGCUGGGGGCGUCGGCUGCAACGACCGCCACUUCGUCGUCCGCUGGAGGAGCUGCGUCAGCGGGAGGACAAAUAGCCGGAGAAGGGGAGAGUGGCGUCAGCAGCGACAACACCAGCGGCUAUGUCAGCGACGGCGGAACAGAGUACUGCUGUUUGCUGUGGGGAAGAUGGCACAAGGAGACCCUCACUAAAUUGGUGAACCCUCAUAUGGUUUAUCUUCAGAUAAAUCACUCAAAAUGGCAGAAACCAAAGGAAGUGAAAAGGCGGGUUGGGCCGCAGCAGCCGCAGGUCUCCCGUUUACCCUUGGCUUUAAAAUGCCCGCAGAGAAGCACACCCAAGAUAAAGCUCAGGACAAAAACAGGGACAAAGACGAUAAGAGACCCACUAAAGACGACAAGUGACAGAAAACUCGACGUUAACCUCAAAACAACAAGUGAUCCCGAGGGUUUCAGAUCCAAAUAGUUACCUUGUUUAUAUAAAGCUUGUAAAGAUAGAAAAUUAAGUGAAGUAAAAAUUCUCGCUGGCCUGCAUGGAAUAAUAGAUUAAGUCCAGAAAUUAUCUGUCUCUCAGCUUAGGUAUGACUUAGUGAUGAGGCACGACAGGUGAAGUAAUACAGUAAUCUCAUAAUUAUAAAGUGGUCAUAAUAAAUGGCAUAGCUUUAGAGAAGUAAUCUUAAGCUAUGAAAGUGGGGUUAAAAAUUUGAACUGAAAAAAUAUAUAUGGUGUAGGUUUAGACACAAAGGCUCACUGUCUAAUGAAGGUAAAUAUAAUUUGUAUAUUCUGUAAAUUAUUAUUUUUUAUUUAUUUUUGAAGUUGGUAGUUUAUUAAUUUCAUUGUUUGACAGUCUGAGCAAUUUACAGAAAAAUAAAGUUGUUUUUUAAUGUAAAUCAGUUUUAAAAUGAAACACAUGUUUGAGUUACUGACUUACUGAAAGUUAUUUCUCUUGCAGUUUGUGUUCCUCUAAUACAAAGAAACUAAUGGUGAAGUGAGUUAGUAUAUAAUGAUUUAUAUUUCCUCUGUUGUAAGUGAUAUAAUUAUAACCACAAAUUCAAGUGUCGUCUUUAUUUCAGGCUGGAAUAGAAUGUUGUUUAAAGACCGUUGAUAUUAUAAUGGUUUAUGUGUUGUGUCCUCGGUAAAAUAGAUUCCUGCUGAUGUGUCUGUCCUUCUCUGUGGUUUUUAUGUUGUUGUUAUGAAGACACUUAACACAUUCACCUAUAUUUACAAAGGAAGAAGAGGAGAAUCAGGAUAUCACGUUGGGAGUCAUUACUAUUUAUUAUCAGCUUUCCUCACUCCCCCGCCUUUGCUGUCAUCAAGAACCUACAAAAUUUACAUCACAUAUUAUUCCCAAUUCACCCUUCCAUUGUGAUCUCCAGGAGGUUAUACUAAGCAGAACUAUUUGACAUUUUUGGGCAGUUGUUGUUAUACAGGUAAGUAUAUAAUGAAUUCACACCAUCUUGCAAGUGCGUGUGUUUGUGUGUUCGCCUGCCUGCAUGCAUGCGGGCAUGUGUGCGUGCUCGGCCUCACUCUCUCACCACUUCAGGGCAGCCAAUCAUCCAUCAGUCAGAACAAUAACAGACUACUUCUAUGGAUUUACAAUUGUUAUAAUAAUGUUCCCUGAUAGCAACAUCCUGUUAAGAAGACGUGUAAAAUACUUGUGAAUAGUGUAUUGUUGUAGUUAAUGUGUGGGGGCAGUACAGCUAGAGUCUUCAGAUAAAUGCAUUUCAGUAGGAUGUAAAAAUGAAUUCAGUUUAUUUAUACUGUAACUAGGAAUUGAUCUGAUUUGAAUUUAUGGUAAACUUAAUUUCUUCUCAUGUGGAGAAAAGUUAAACUGUUGAAUUCAAUUAGUAACAGUAGAAUCACAAGUUAUAUACAGUACGUACAUUAUUGAUGGUGCUUAAACCUGAAGUUAGUAAGCUGUCCCCAUAUCUUAGUAGAGGCAGUCCUCAAGUUAUGAACGCCCGCACUUAUGACUGGGAUCCCAAUAUAUUCAUCACAAAAAUCUGAAACUAAAAUACCAUUUUUUACAUUACUGCAUAUUGUUUAACAUAACUUCAUAUACAUUAUUUAUAAUGUACGGGAUACUAUUGUUGUUUUGUGUAGUCGGGGCUGUGACUUAACGUAACCUAAACUAUGGAGUAAACGUCUUUAUGACCUACGAAUGGGGUCCAGGAACGUAACCCGUUCAUAACUAGGGGACUGUCUGUAUUCUUUAUAAAGAAAUUUAAGUUAAUUGAGAAGAAAAUAGUUAUGGUAAACAAAUUUCAUUGUGUUGGUUUAUGUAAAUGAAAAAGGCAUACACUAUUCGCAAUGAAGCAUUUGAUAUACUAUAUGGCAUUACCGAUGUACCAUUUCUUCUGAGGAUUCAGUCAUAAAAUGUAAUCAGUCAUUUCUGUUUUUGAAAGAUUGUUAAACAAUGUACACUGCUCACUUAAAAAAAAAAUCUUGAUAGCUGUUACAAAGAUCUACCGUACACAGAAUAUUUGAAUCCAUAUCAAUCAUCAAAUAAUUGUCAGUUCCAGAACUAACUUUUACUUUUUUAUAAAAGCCUUUAUUUUUUGUGUGAAUGUACAAAUGCUUUUCUUACGUUCCCUAGAUGUUGCUUUAUUAAUUUGAUGUCUUUUGUACCAGAAGAAUAUUAUUUAUUUUAGACAUCUUAGAAUAAAAUUUUUAUAGCAUGUUAA
Homarus americanus (American lobster) is the source of this 5384-nucleotide messenger RNA. RefSeq names its product E3 ubiquitin-protein ligase TRIM37-like. Gene Ontology annotation, biological process: negative regulation of centriole replication; protein autoubiquitination. Bases 116 to 3166 code for a protein of 1016 amino acids. The transcript has 18 exons. The record is from RefSeq and is a predicted model, not a curated record. Gene Ontology annotation, cellular component: peroxisome; aggresome. Gene Ontology annotation, molecular function: ubiquitin protein ligase activity; tumor necrosis factor receptor binding; zinc ion binding. NCBI's taxonomy places the organism in Eukaryota, Metazoa, Arthropoda, Malacostraca, Decapoda, Nephropidae.